Molecule: messenger RNA, 632 nt
Organism: Hypoxylon fragiforme
Lineage: Eukaryota; Fungi; Ascomycota; Sordariomycetes; Xylariales; Hypoxylaceae
Product: ribonuclease-domain-containing protein
Exons: 2
Coding region: 195-632 (145 amino acids)
Molecular function (GO): RNA nuclease activity; RNA binding
Source: RefSeq, a predicted model, not a curated record
GCUUGGUUGUGUAGGUACCAAGAUAGGGAUUUCUAGUACCUAUAUAUAGUGUAGCCAGAUCACUCGCUCGCUCACUCAUUCUUGUCUUACUUCGCAGUCACCCUUCGCAUUCCAGCCAAACUGCUCAAAGAAAUCUUAAGCUAGAUACUUACUCACCUGAAUACCCACCUACCUCACCCAAGCAAACCACCACCAUGAAGUUCUUCACCACCCGCCUUUCCCUUUCCCUUUCCCUUUCCCUUUCCCUUUCCCUCCUCCCCCUCAUCGCCCUCAUCACCACCGCCGCCUCCAUCCCCAUCUCCGAGCGCGCAGAACUCGCAGCGACGACGUGCGGCUCGACGUCGUACACGGCGACGCAGGUGAACCAGGCGGCGCAGAAGGCGUGCAGCUACUACAGCUCGGGCGACGCGCCCAGCGGGUACCCGCACACGUACAACAACUACGAGGGGUUCUCCUUUGUCGUCUCCGGGCCGUACCUUGAGUUCCCGUUAUUGUCGAGUGGGAGCGUGUAUACUGGUGGAUCCCCUGGGCCGGACCGGGUUAUCAUCAACACAUCAUGCAAGCUGGCGGGUGAAAUCACGCACACUGGUGCAAGUGGGAAUAACUUCGUGGGUUGCUCGGGGACAUCUUAG